GAGGGAGAGAAAGGACAGCCGUGGCUCAGAGGGGGUUACACACACACACACACCACUCGGGUGAGAGAAGCAGAUAGGAAAAGAGAGGAGGGGGAAAGGAAGGACAAAAAGAAGGGGGACACUGUACUGUUUGUUUUCGUUUUUAUUACUUCGAAUAAGAGAAAGGGAGCGCUGCCGUUUCUCUUUAAAUGCACGGUUAAAUCAUUGCAAACGGCUUCCAUUUUUAUUGAAAGGAUAACAGUAACGUAAGGCCACGAGGAAGACGCUGGAGUUUGAAGUGAUUUGAGCGUUUGUGGAAUUACUUUCUAAAGCAAAAGGAGACACGCGGUUUGCAGUCCAGUAGCUUAAGUGUUUAGCGGCUUAAUAGAUUGGUACAAGACCAAGCGAAACAAGCAAUCAAAGUUACUUCAUAUGACUUUAGAAAUAUUAUCAAGUAGUUGCCAAAUGUCAUUGAGUUCCGCGAGAAGGAAUAAAUAGCUUUAUUAGUGGCCUUUUAAAUCACACUGCUCAACAAACACGGGGAAGAAAACCCGAUCUUCUUUAACGUUACCAGCCGGUUAUUUACAGCAUAUUUGCGGACUAUGGCGGCGGUAACAAGUCCAGAAUCGAGCCAACCAGCUCGCGUUUACUUCCAGACGCCCACCGGUUCAACCGAAGAAGCCGAGACCCCAGCCCGCAAGCAAGGACGGGUCACAGUGAAAUACGACCGGAAAGAACUGAGAAAAAGACUUAAUUUGGAAGAGUGGAUUAUUGACCAGCUAACGGAUCUCUACGACUGUGAGGAAGAGGCGAUCCCAGAGCUGGAGAUUGACGUGGAUGAGCUGUUGGACAUGGAGAACGACGUAGACCGUGCUGCACGAGUCAAGGACCUGCUGGUAGACUGUUAUAAACCUACUGAGGUGUUUGUAGCUGAAUUGCUGGACAAGAUCCGUGGCAUGCAGAAGCUCAGUACUCCUCAGAAGAAGUGAAGCUCCUCCCACCUCCACCACUCCUAAACCAAUCCCAUCCCUCCUUUUCCAACUUUAGGGGCGUGACUAUUCACCCCUGAGCAGGUGCUCAUCCAAUCCCGUUGCUCCUUUGCAUCCGUUGGGGGAGGAGGUGGAGGCAAAGUAAUGGGAGAUUCAAUCAGAUCCUUAUAAGCAGGGCUUAUUUUUCUUAUUUUGUUGAUUUUAUUUGUAUUAUUUUAUUCUAUUUCAAUUUUUUUUGUAAAGGGGGGAAGAUUUC
Pimephales promelas (fathead minnow) is the source of this 1224-nucleotide messenger RNA. It is a transcript of the gene ppp1r14bb, whose product is annotated as protein phosphatase 1, regulatory (inhibitor) subunit 14Bb. The record is from RefSeq and is a predicted model, not a curated record. Lineage: Eukaryota; Metazoa; Chordata; Actinopteri; Cypriniformes; Leuciscidae. Gene Ontology annotation, molecular function: protein serine/threonine phosphatase inhibitor activity. Gene Ontology annotation, cellular component: cytoplasm. Gene Ontology annotation, biological process: innate immune response; regulation of phosphorylation.